AUGUCGACCUUUGGCGAGUACUUCCGUGUGACCACCUAUGGCGAGUCGCACUGUCGCUCCGUCGGCUGCAUUGUCGAUGGCUGCCCGCCGGGCAUGGAGCUCACCGAGGCCGAUAUCCAGCCGCAGAUGAACCGUCGCCGGCCCGGUCAGAGCAGCAUCACCACUCCGCGCAACGAGAAGGAUCGCGUCAUGAUCCAGAGCGGCACCGAGUUCGGCGUCACCCUUGGCACACCCAUCGGCAUGAUGGUGCUGAACGAGGACCAGCGCCCCAAGGACUACGGCAACCAGACCAUGGACAAGUACCCGCGCCCUAGCCACGCCGAUUGGACCUAUCUAGAGAAGUACGGCGUCAAGGCUAGCAGUGGUGGCGGCCGCAGCAGUGCCCGCGAGACCAUUGGCCGUGUCGCCGCCGGUGCCAUUGCUGAGAAGUACCUGCGUCUUGCCUACGGCAUUGAGAUCGUUGCCUUUGUCAGUUCCGUCGGCAACGUCCACCUGUUCCCCCCGACCGCCGAACACCCCACACCCUGUACAAACCCCGAGUUCCAGAAGCUACUGCAGACCAUCAGCCGCAAGACCGUUGACGAAUAUCUGCCUGUGCGCUGCCCCAAUGAAGAGGUCUCCCGCAAGAUGGAGGACCUUAUCGCCUCCUUCAAGCAGCGCAGCGACAGCAUUGGUGGUACCGUGACCUGCGUCAUCCGCAAUUGCCCCAGCGGUCUGGGCGAGCCGUGCUUCGACAAGCUCGAGGCCAAGCUGGCGCACGCCAUGCUGAGCAUUCCCGCCACCAAGGGCUUCGAGAUUGGCUCUGGCUUCGGCGGUUGCGAGAUCCCCGGGUCAACUCACAACGACCCCUUCGUCAAGAACGACAGCGAACUUCCCGAGGUUGUCGCCCAGAGCGGUGCUGCCCGCGGUGGCUUCCCUCGGCCCCGGCUAACCACUAAGACCAACUACUCUGGUGGUAUCCAGGGUGGUAUUUCUAACGGCGCCCCCAUCUACUUCCGUGUCGCCUUCAAGCCCCCUGCCACCAUUGGCCAGGAGCAGCUGACAGCCACGUAUGACGGAGAGGAGGAGGGUAUCCUAGCUGCCAAGGGCCGCCACGACCCGUGCGUCGUGCCGCGCGCCGUGCCCAUUGUUGAGGCCAUGGCUGCGCUGGUGAUCAUGGAUGCUGUGCUCGCCCAGCAGGCGCGGCAUACGGCUAAGAGCUUGCUGCCUCCUCUGAAGCAGACCAUAAACUCAGGGCUGCCGGCAGGGAAUGGCGUGACGGAGCAGGAGGUUAAGCAGGCGUAA
Messenger RNA from Thermochaetoides thermophila DSM 1495, 1284 nucleotides. RefSeq names its product chorismate synthase-like protein. Bases 1 to 1284 code for a protein of 427 amino acids. The record is from RefSeq and is a predicted model, not a curated record. Gene Ontology annotation, biological process: aromatic amino acid biosynthetic process; chorismate biosynthetic process. The transcript has 2 exons. Gene Ontology annotation, molecular function: FMN binding; chorismate synthase activity. NCBI's taxonomy places the organism in Eukaryota, Fungi, Ascomycota, Sordariomycetes, Sordariales, Chaetomiaceae. Gene Ontology annotation, cellular component: cytosol.